This is a messenger RNA of Penicillium cosmopolitanum, 567 nucleotides long. RefSeq lists its product as uncharacterized. The transcript has 2 exons. NCBI's taxonomy places the organism in Eukaryota, Fungi, Ascomycota, Eurotiomycetes, Eurotiales, Aspergillaceae. The coding region runs from base 1 to 567 and encodes 188 amino acids. The record is from RefSeq and is a predicted model, not a curated record.
AUGUCCUCUAUUGACCCUGUCGCUGCCUCCCUGAACGCUCCAAUCCACCAAGAGAUGCUGCUCUUUCAAGCUAUGUCGGCCUAUGACGCUACCACUAUAGACGAUCCAACUUUAUAUCGAGAGAUCAUGCUUGAAGAGGUUUUGCUCUGCGAGCCUGCUGUCCCGGACACUCCAAUAAGACAAGAUCAUGUUGUCUAUUCGGCAUUGAGGAGUCCUCCACAUACCCAGGACAAUAGGACGUCUGAAACUAUUAGCAUGGUCAACGGUAGUGGAAGCAAGUCUAGGUCUCUGGGAGAUGCUUCUGGAAGCAAUAUCGCGAACUUCUCGACCCCGAAGAACUUAGGUGUCGCUGGCUGGGCUGCACUCACCUUCGGAUCUUCUCAUGUGAAGCAACUCUCCUACGACACAUUAAAACGGUCCAUAUCGCUCCAAAAUCAUACAAAUGCUCCACCUGCGGCUAUUCCAAUGGUCGUAGGGACAAGUUUCGUGAUCACUUUCGGCAAGUUCACAGAAAUGAGGUUAAAGAAGCCGUAUUUGAUUAAAAAUGAACAUUUUGCAUCUAUAUAA